Messenger RNA from Linnemannia hyalina, 669 nucleotides. The record is from the annotation of a GenBank genome assembly. NCBI's taxonomy places the organism in Eukaryota, Fungi, Mortierellomycota, Mortierellomycetes, Mortierellales, Mortierellaceae.
AUGUUCACCGAAACCCAAGUCAGCCAAGCCCUGGAGGAGCUCAAGACGCCCGAUGUGUCAAACUGGGAGGUCUUUGCCGAGGUAGCCAACUUUCGAGUCUUUCGCCGAUCAGUCACAGGCAGCGCUCUGAAGGAAUACAAGGUCCUCGGAUCAUACCCCGACCUUCCUGUCCGCUACCUCAUGCGAGCCUACACUGAUCUGGACUUGCGCAAGACCUGGGACAAGAACAUGUCAAGCUGGCAACCCCUCGACAACGACCGGCUCCAUUUUGUUGCCAAAUUCCCCUGGCCCUUAUCUCCUCGGGACUAUGUGUAUGAGUUGAGGGUCCAAAAGUUUGACAGUGGGGUUGUUUGUAUCAAUGGCAAGAGUGUGGUCGAUGACAAGAUGCCAGAGAAGUCCGGAGUUGUGCGAGUGGACGAGUUCCGUCAAGAUGUUAUUAUCCAGCCCACGGAGGAUGGCAAAGGAUGUAACAUUUGGUUUGGGUAUUUUGAUAACCCAAAGGGAAACAUCCCAACAAGCAUUAUCAACUGGGCAGCUAAAUCCGGUGUUCCUGCGUUUUUGAACUCGCUCAGGGAUUGUGGUCGCAAGUUGAUGUCGAAGGAUGCUGAGGACAAUGAAAAAUCGCAGCCCUUGUCGGCCAGUGAGACGCCCAUUGCUGUCAGAUCGUAG